AUUGUUGCCAUGGCUUGCAUCAACUUGGCCUCCAAGAUAGAAGAAGCACCACGGCGAAUACGAGAUGUCAUUAAUGUUUUCCAUCACCUGAAGCAGCUCAGAGGAAAAAACGACCAGCUACAUUUACCAAAGCCUGGGUGAUGUGGAAUGGUACGUAAGAUGAAGCUGUCGGCAUGAACCAUGAUGCGAGGGGGGUCUCCCUCCUCCCCCAGGCCCACCCCACCCCCUCCUGCGGGAGACUCCCGUGGUCUGAGCCACCGCGGGGCACUGGGAUCGGGGAUGACAGGUUGGCCGAAGGUCCUUGGCCCCCGGGGCGCCUUGAGGACUCCUGUGGUUCAGUCUUAAGCUUUGGGUAUCUGUCCGUCAUUCUGCGGACCCUUGGGUAAUGUAGUUUUCUUCUCUGACUGCUCCUCACCAUGCAUUUUAAUUGUGCUUAAAGAGCAACACCCCAUCCACCACCAGCUGCAACCAUGGCUUUUAAAGAAGUAUCACCUUGUAUGUUAGAAUUAGAAUGAUUAGUUGGUUACUGUGAGUCUGUCGGUUUUGUGAGGGUCAGUGCAUGUUCUCUAGCUUCAACAGUUUGCCAUUAUAUGCUGUUAAUUUGAUAUUGCAUUUCUUAAGUGUAGCUGUGAGGUAUAUAUAAAAGAGGUGUAAUGUUAGGUUGGGAUUUGUGCUUGUUGUAUUGUCUUUAGUCCUCAGAGGUUAUUUUUGUUUUCGCUUUUUUUCCAUGCAUGUGGUUUGUAGUGUAACAUUCACAUUAGAAUAUAUUUCAGACAUUAGAAUUGCAGACUCGGAACUUUAAAUUGAAGUUUACUGGUUUGUCAGGAGUCGUGCUAUAUAAUGAAUGACUCUCACAAAUCAUUGUGGUUUAAUUCCAUUCCAGAUUUUAAUUCCAUCUUGUGGGCACGAUGACAGGCAACUUGAGCAGACGUUGGUGUAUCAGCUUUGUUCGUUCGUGGGUUUUUUUGUUUGUUUGUUUUUUGUGGAUUUUCUUUCCACGAGUUUGUCUUCAUCAGUGGAAUGUUUUCCUUCCAAGUCUGGAUUGCCUGCAUCCAGACAGUGGUUUUGGUCAAUUAAUUUGCAGUAUACUGACAUACAGUAUAAGAACAUAGAUGAGAAUGAGUUGUGAUGGAGUACAGUAAUGGCUGCUUUCCAUUUUUAUUUUAAAUUGGCGUUAAGCUUGAGGUUCAAAACGUCUGUUGUGAAAUCGUAAUGUUAGCACCAAGUUGAUAUUUCUGUUAAGGCUGUGGCACAGGGUGUGUUUUUUGGGUUGAGGGCUGUCUUUGAAUCUCACAAGCUUUCACUGGAACCACAGGAGUCCACAAACCCCAGCAAACUGUCAGGCAUGCAAACAGUUAACUGUUGCUUUGAGUUGGUUGAAAUGGGAAAAACGAAGGGGCGCAGGAAUUCAGAAGGGCACUGUCUUUUUUCUUUUUUAAAUUUUGUUUUGUUUUGUUUUUUUCUUUUAAAUGCAAGAGGGAAACAAUAUUUUAUUUUGAUUCCUUUGCAAACUAGGACUCCAAGUCCAUUGAUACUUGAUCAGAACUACAUAAAUACCAAAAAUCAAGUCAUCAAAGCGGAAAGGCGGGUCCUGAAGGAGCUUGGAUUUUGUGUGCAUGUCAAGCACCCUCACAAGAUCGUUGUCCUGUAUCUUCAAGUCCUGGAAUGCGAGAAGAACCAGACAUUGGUGCAGACAGCCUGGAACUACAUGAACGAUAGCCUGAGGACAGAUGUGUUUGUGAGGUUUCAAGCUGAGACGAUUGCCUGCGCUUGCAUAUACCUUGCUGCCCGAGCACUGCAGAUACCGCUGCCAACCAGACCCCAUUGGUUCCUGCUGUUUGGAGCCACGGAAGAAGAGAUCAAAGAUAUCUGCAUCACCACCCUGAAACUUUACACCAGGAAGAAGCCUAACUAUGAGCAGCUGGAGAAGGAGGUGGAGCGAAGGAAAGUGUUCUUGGCAGAGGCUAGGAUAAAGGCUAAGGGUCUGAAUCCUGAUGGUACUCCUGCACUGUCCACGCUGGGUGGCUUCUCGCCUGCUUCCAAACCGUCCUCCCCUGUGGUCAAGGUGGAAGAGAAGUCCCCGAACCCCCAGACUGUCAAACCAGUUAAAAAGGAACCAGACAACCGUACCCAGGUCAACAAGAGUCCACAUAAUGGGUUAAGGAAGGAGGUAAAGAUUGGGAGGAACAGUAGGAGUGGAAGUCGCUCUCGUUCGAGAACGCGUUCGCGGUCAAGAUCGCGCUCCUUUCGCAGACAUUACAACAGCAGACGCAGCCACUCAGGGACCUACAGUUCUCGUUCACAUUCUCGCUCUCACAGCCGUAGCCCAUCACCACAGCGGCAUCCGCCCUCACCACUCCUCCCCCACCUUAAAUCCAAGUCCAGUCACCACAGUAAUAGCGACUCCAAGCCCAGCGGUCGUCACAGCAACAGCGGAGGUGGAGGCUCCGGUCAUAAAAGGAAGCGCUCGCACUCUCGGUCGCGGUCCCGCAGUCCAGUCAAAGUAGAAAGGGACCGUGACAGAGAGAGGGAACGCGAGAGAGACAGAGACCGCAGCUCCUUCGAUCUGUCGUCAAAGAAACACAAACAUGACCGAGGAAGUGGCCAUCGAGACCGGAGGGACAGGGAGCGGUCCCGAUCCUACGACAGGGACAGAGAGAGGGAGCGUAGCCACAAGAGCAAACACCACAGUAGUAGUGGGCACUCGGGACACAGCCGCCACCGUCGCUGAGACCCAAACCGACCCACUCUGGCUCUGGGGCUGAUGGUCACAUGAGUACUUUGAGUAUAUACAAAUCAAAUUAGACGCGCCCUCUGAACAUUGACUGACAGAUUGAUGUUUAAAUUAAAUAUUUGUGCAGAAGGUAAAACAGAAGUUAACCAAACAUCCACGUAAAAGAAGAGAUUCUUGUACCUUGCUUUAUUGAAGACCAAAAAUUUUCAAAAACCUUGUCGAAGCUGCAGUGACUGAAAACACGUUUAAUUGGAUUUGCCAUUUUGUAUACCAGCAGGGGUCCUUCCUCUGAAUUUGCUGGGUUUCUCAUACACACCUGGCGUCAGACCAUCAGCGUAUACAAGUUGAUUUUAAUUUUUCAAAUUUUGUUGAAGUCACAAAACAUCUGCCCAGCAUUAUGAUUCAUCUCAGUGGAAACAGUGGAGCCAGACAAGUCACCACGUGUCUCAUGUACAAAUGUCUUUGAUGGAAUCGGGUUGCUUUGAGUCUCCUACAGAGCAGCAGAUCUGUAGCUGACAUUUAUCUUGGGUGGUUGAUGGUUUUGAGUCUACAUGCAAACUGCAGCUGUGACCACCACCAUGAGGUGCUCUACAAUUACCUUUAAACAUUUGCCCAGACUGGCAAAGGCAAGGUUGUAGUGUGACAUCAGCUCCAGACCCAACCAUAUAUCCUGACAAACCAUCUAGCCUACCCAACCCAGCCCCCUCUUGUUGUUUUUUUUCCCCUCCCCCCCCUUUUUUUUUUUUAGUUUUACAUAUAAUGUUAUGGACAUUUGGAGGGGAAAUUAUUUACAGUGUAAAGACGGAUUGAUGACCACUGACAAAAUGUGAAUGCUUUGAUUUAUAAAAGCAAAUGGCUCAGUGGACGUACUGAAGAAUAAAUGUAAAAUAAACAUUCAGGAAAGAUCAAAAUGUUUGCACAGUCUUUGUUUUCUUUCUUUUAUUGAACAGAUAUGUGGCUGAUGCUGUAUUUUGUACAGUUUCAAAAGAGUACUGUCUAUUUGACUUCUUUUUUUUUUUUUUUUUUUUUUUUUUUUUUUUUUUUUUGACCUCCCAGCAGGGAGUGCAGACUUGCUGCAAAAAGAUUUUAGGGUUGUCAGUUUUGUUACACUGGUUUUUAGUCUGCACGUGUUCAUGUCCAAUUUUUAUUCAGUAAUAAAUGAGCUAUGCCACUGA
Messenger RNA from Haplochromis burtoni (Burton's mouthbrooder), 3909 nucleotides. It is a transcript of the gene ccnl1a, whose product is annotated as cyclin L1a. The transcript has 8 exons. The record is from RefSeq and is a predicted model, not a curated record. Gene Ontology annotation, cellular component: nucleus. Lineage: Eukaryota; Metazoa; Chordata; Actinopteri; Cichliformes; Cichlidae. Gene Ontology annotation, molecular function: cyclin-dependent protein serine/threonine kinase regulator activity. Gene Ontology annotation, biological process: regulation of transcription by RNA polymerase II. Bases 1346 to 2731 code for a protein of 461 amino acids.